Molecule: messenger RNA, 215 nt
Organism: Dentiscutata erythropus
Lineage: Eukaryota; Fungi; Glomeromycota; Glomeromycetes; Diversisporales; Gigasporaceae
Source: the annotation of a GenBank genome assembly
AUGUGUAUUUCUGAGAAUUAUAUUAAUAAUAGCUCUCUCUUAUGGGAAUGUAAAAAUAAUCAUCAAUUUCGCCUAUCUCUUUCAGAUGUCGAGUGCAUGAAACUUGGACUUGAAUUUGCUCAGAAUCUCGCAAAUAAAAGGGGUGGGAUGUGUCUUUCCAGUUCUUAUCAUAACAGACGUACAUCACUCUCUUGGAGAUGUUCUGAAGGGCAUUU